AUGUAACCAGAGUAUUAAAAGACUUUAGAAUAUUGUUAAUAAAGUAUUAGACAAUCCUACCUAAUCAGGAUGUAAAGUUUGUAUAUUUCUUUAUUAAAACUAGACUCUAGUGCAAAGUCAUCAAAUUAUAUAAAUUUUACAUAAUAUGAAAUCUUAGUAUAAUUUUUGAUUUAAAAUGCUUUGUUUUGUAAGUCUGAAGCUUUAAGAUAUAAAACAAUAUAGAUGUUAGAAUAAUUUGAAAAGCAAGAUCAUACAUAAUUAUAUAGUAUUGAUUUUUUAAAAUUUAAUGAAAAUCCUCUCACAAUAGAAGUCUCUCCAUUAUAAAGUUCUUUUUAAUUACCUCUUUUCAAAUAAUUUAAAACAAUCUUACUGAAUAAUUGCUAAAACAAAUAAAAAAAGUACAAUAUUUCAUAAUCAUAUCCUAGCCAUUAUGAGUAUUUAUUGAAUGCAGAAAGAAAGAAAAUAUAAUUAAAAGUAAAUUAUUGA
Messenger RNA from Paramecium primaurelia, 486 nucleotides. NCBI's taxonomy places the organism in Eukaryota, Ciliophora, Oligohymenophorea, Peniculida, Parameciidae. The record is from the annotation of a GenBank genome assembly.